Messenger RNA from Hansenula ciferrii, 2502 nucleotides. It is a transcript of the gene RNR3, whose product is annotated as ribonucleoside-diphosphate reductase subunit M1. Gene Ontology annotation, molecular function: ATP binding; ribonucleoside-diphosphate reductase activity, thioredoxin disulfide as acceptor. NCBI's taxonomy places the organism in Eukaryota, Fungi, Ascomycota, Saccharomycetes, Phaffomycetales, Wickerhamomycetaceae. Gene Ontology annotation, biological process: deoxyribonucleotide biosynthetic process; DNA replication. Bases 1 to 2502 code for a protein of 833 amino acids. Gene Ontology annotation, cellular component: ribonucleoside-diphosphate reductase complex. The record is from RefSeq and is a predicted model, not a curated record. The transcript has a single exon.
AUGGCUGAAGUUCAAAUCCAAAAAAGUGAUGGAUCCAAACAGCGAUUCCAAUUGGAGAAAUUAAUUAACACAUUGAAAAAUUUAUCAAAAGGACUUGAUACAAAUCAUAUAAAUUUUGAAGAAUUAGGAAAUAAAGUGUUUAAUGGAUUACCUGAUGAAGUGACAACUGAUCAACUUAUUGAUUUAGCAUCUGAAACAUUGGCAACUUUGACAACGUUACAUCCUGAUCAUGCUAUAUUAGCUUCAAGAUUGAGUGUUACAAGAUUGAGUAAAAACAUACCUUCAAAAUUCUCAGAAUGUACUGAAAAACUGUGGAAUUUUUAUAAUAAGAAGACUAAGUCUCAUUCCCCAUUAAUUUCUGAAAAAGUGUACAAAAUUGUCCAAGAAAACAAAGACUUGCUUGAUUCCGUUAUUGAUUCUGAAAGAGAUUUAUCAUUUACAUUCUUUGGUUUAGAAACUUUAAAAAAAUCUUAUUUAUUAAAAAUUAAUGGUAUCUGGGCAGAAACUCCACAAUUCAUGUAUUUGAGAGUUUCAUUGGGUAUUCAUGGUGAUGAUUUAGAUUCAGCAAUAGAAACAUAUAAUUUAAUGUCCCAAAAAUAUUUCAUUCAUGCAUCACCAACAUUAUUUAACUCAGGUACACCGAAUGCUUAUUUAUCUUCAUGUUUCCUUUUGGGUAUUGAUGAAGAUUCCAUAGAUGGUAUUUAUGGUACUUUACAUCGUUGUGCAUUAAUUUCUAAAGCUGCAGGUGGGAUUGGAAUUCAUGUAUCAAAUAUUAGAUCUUCAGGUUCAUAUAUUGCGGGGACAAAUGGUACAUCUAAUGGUCUUGUGCCGAUGCUUAGGGUUUAUAAUAAUACUGCAAGAUAUGUUGAUCAAGGUGGUAAUAAAAGACCUGGUGCUUUUGCAGUUUAUGUUGAACCAUGGCAUAGUGAUAUAUUUGAAUUUUUAGAUUUAAGGAAGAAUCAUGGAAAGGAGGAAAUGAGAGCAAGAGAUUUAUUUUAUGCACUUUGGAUACCUGAUUUAUUUAUGAAAGCUGUUAAAGAAGAUGAUGAUUGGCAUUUAUUUUCACCAAAUGAAGCUAAAGGUUUGACUGACGUUUAUGGUGAAGAUUUUGAAAAAUUAUAUGAACAGUAUGUUAAAGAAGGUUUAGCCACGAGGACUGUCAAGGCACAAAAAUUAUGGUACGCUAUCUUGGAAUCUCAAACUGAAACUGGUGGUCCAUUCAUGUUGUAUAAAGAUGCAUGUAAUAUUAAGAGUAAUCAAAAAAACUUGGGAACAAUAAAAUCAUCAAAUUUAUGUUGUGAAGUUGUUGAGUAUUCUUCAAAAGAUGAAGUUGCAGUUUGUAAUUUAGCAUCAGUUGCCUUACCAUCAUAUGUUUCAUAUGAAGAUAAUAUAAUGUGGUUUAAUUUUAAUAAAUUACAUGAUGUUGUUAAAGUUGUCACAAGGAAUUUAAAUAAAGUUAUUGAUGUUGGGAAGUACCCAAUUCCAGAAGCUGAAAAUAGUAAUUUAAAACAUAGACCAAUAGCAGUUGGUGUCCAGGGGUUGGCUGAUUUAUUUAUGGAAUUGAGAUUACCUUUUGAAAGUUCUGAAGCUAAAUUAUUGAAUAUUCAAAUAUUUGAAACUAUUUAUCAUGCUUCCGUUGAGGCAUCAAUUGAAUUAGCACAGAAAGAUGGUGCAUAUAAAUCGUUUAUAGGAUCACCAGCUUCACAAGGUCAAUUACAAUUUGAUUUAUGGAAUCAUAAACCAACAGAUUUAUAUGAUUGGGAUGCAUUGAAAGCAAAGGUGCGUGCACAUGGACUAAGAAAUUCAUUAUUAGUUGCACCAAUGCCUACAGCUUCAACAUCACAAAUCCUUGGUUUCACUGAAUGUUUUGAACCAUUAACUUCAAAUGUCUAUUCCAGAAGAGUCUUAUCUGGAGAAUUUCAAAUUGUUAAUAAAUAUUUAAUUAAAGAUUUGAUUGAUUUAGGUAUAUGGGAUCUAAAUUUAAAAAAUCAAAUUGUUGAUUCAAAUGGAUCAAUCCAAGAUAUCAAAACAAUCCCACAGGAGAUUAAAGAAUUAUACAAGACUGUAUGGGAAAUUUCUCAAAAAAAUAUUAUUAACCUUGCAGCUGAUAGAGCUCCUUUUAUUGAUCAAUCUCAAAGUAUGAAUAUUCAUAUUAAAGAACCAACAAUGAGAAAACUUACAAGUAUGCAUUUUUAUGGUUGGUCAAAAGGAUUGAAAACUGGGAUGUAUUAUUUAAGAACACAGGCUGCAAGUGAAGCUAUCAAGUUUACCAUUGAUAGAUCUUUAGAAGUUAAAGAAGAAAAGCAGGCUAAUAUUGAAGUAUUAUCUAAAAAGAGGAAAUAUGUUCCAAUAACAGAUACAACGAAUAAGAAGAAUAAAAAAGAUGAAGGUAUUGCACCAUUAACACCUGAUAGUCAAGAACGAGAAUAUGAUAUCAAUUCAUCAACACCAUUAUCAUGUGAUAUUAAUGAUCCAGGAAAUUGUGAAAGUUGUUCUGGUUGA